Molecule: messenger RNA, 1383 nt
Organism: Haliotis rubra (blacklip abalone)
Lineage: Eukaryota; Metazoa; Mollusca; Gastropoda; Lepetellida; Haliotidae
Exons: 9
Coding region: 1-1383 (460 amino acids)
Source: RefSeq, a predicted model, not a curated record
AUGGAUGCGGAUAUGGAAAUAGGAGCUAUGGAUAUGCUCAGUAUGGAUAUGGAUAUGACAUUGGCAGCUAUGGAUAUGCUCGGUGUGGAUACGGACAUUGCAUUGACAACUAUGGAUAUGCCCAGAAUGGAUGCGGAUAUGGAAAUAGGAGCUAUGGAUAUGCUCAUUGUGGAGGAGCUUCAGAAACGCCCCCAGCUAACUCCAAGAGGUUCCAACAGCAGCAGAGACAUGGUGUCUGCGCUGGAAAGACGUGUGAGUGAGUUGGAACAGAACAGGUCGGCGCACCAUGAGAAGCAGGCACAAACCCGACAGAACACUGGGGGGAAAACAGUGUUUCCAUAUUUGGACAUAGAGAGGAAGGUUAAAGGAACGCUGGGGAAGAUAUCCGACCUGGAGAUACGUGUAGGGAGGCUGGAGGAGGCCCGAUCUAAGAUGGGGGAUGCUGGAACACCUCAGGUGAAGGGUACCCGGAGACAUCGUGUAACCAAUAAACAAGAGAUCGGCAAUACCCGUCCGGGCAAAGUGGGUCUAAGAGGAGAAGCCAAAGGCACACCAACAAGAGUAUCUAAAAUAGAAACACGAAUGGACCGACGGGAACCCCAUGAAACAAGAACUGGUAAAGCUGAGAGAAGACAUGGAGUGAUGCACUUUGGCCAGCUGUCACGUGAUACAGUCCCAUUCAGAUCUGUGAGCAGCAGCAGCGAUGCCUCUGACAACGAUGGAGGUGUCAGGGAGCUAUAUCUCAGUGGGUCAUCCAGAACAGUUCUCUGUCCAUUACUCGGCCUGGAUGUACAGGAACACAGGAACAGCAAAGCAGAACACAAUUCGUUACUCAGACACAAAAUGUCCCUCGACAAGCCCAAGAAGAUGUGUGCUACCACUGGCGUCCCCUAUACCGACAGCCCACAGUACUGGGAAGUGCAAGCAGCUGUCAAACUCCUUGAUGUCCUCAAGCCAGGCCACAGCAUCUUUGAGAUAACCUUGAGUCAACAGACCAAGGAGGCUCACAGGACCCUUGACCACCAGGACGCUGUGAGGAUGAGCCUCUCCUACUGCAAGGACCAUGAAAGGGUCUGCGUCAUGACGACGACGGGGCGUGACGUGUACGUGAAACAUGACACGGAUCUUAUCAAGAAUAUCAAAGACGUACACACGUGGAUCAGAUUUGAAAUUGGCAUUCUUGUCGACAGAAAGAAGAAAAGCGCAGCUUUUCUCAAUCUCCGACAAAAUGCGAUAUUUGCUGUUGUCAAAGAUCCCCGUCGCUACUCCGCAUCGCAGCUCUUGCGUGAUUCACAGUCGUGUGUACAUGUUGGCAGACUGCAUAUCGACUGGUCAGUGAGGAGUGACGAGACACAGGAGAGUGACAAGAGACAAGGAGAGUGA